AUAGAAGAAAAGGGCUUUACAUUAGUUGAACAUCCUUCCAAAGUUUAUAAAAUACUUGAUUCCCAAGAGUAUAUUGACAGAAAUCAACCUCUUCACCCAAUACUUGAUAUUGAUACCAAACAGAAACCUGAUCCCACUAAUUCUGAACUACCUUCUUUAGAUAGUGAAAAAAUUUCUCGUGAAGAUUUAAUGUCUAAAAUAUUGAUUGCUUAUAUAGAUGCAUUAAGUCUUAUACCAGAAUGUAUGCCUUUCUUGCAAUCUUUUGCAUUAGCAAGUUCAUCAAAUACUAAUAAAUGCAGUUGGCAUAUUGUUUAUUCUCAUACCCAAUUUAUUGACUAUAGAGAACUUAAAGGCUUUAUGAAAAAAGUUAUAGAAUUAGUAGGAGAGCUAUAUUCUAAAUUCAUUGAUAAUGAAUUCAAAAAUCUAGAAGACUAUUUAGUUCAACCAAAAUCUAAUUAUUCCGUGAUUUGGCCACAAACCUUUUCUGAUGAGAAGCCAGCAGAAGAGGAAUUUAAACUUAUUGAUGAUGAUGAUACUUUGGUUAAAGGAGCUAAUUUAGUUAUUGAAAAAUAUGAGUGGCUCCAGAUUGGAAGAGCUAAGAAAGGGUUCAUCAACUUUCAAUGCUAUUGGCAAAAACAAUAUAAACCAGAUCACAAAGGCCUUAGUUUCGAUAAGGUAUCAGAUAAAGUCGAAUCAGAAGUAAAACUCAAGAAGUGGGGAUUAAUUGAAAGAUUGCUCAAGGCUGUAAAACAUCCACGCCCACUUGUAGAAUUAUCUGGAAAUAAUAUUAAUGUUAAGGAAAUGGAGAAUGCUCCAGAAGCUUAUUCAGAUUUCAUGAGUGAGGAACCUACUACAACCCUAAUUCGCUCACCCAUUGCUAGUGGAAAAACAAAAACCUUAAGAGAGAUUCUUAAUUCUUUAGCUAAAAAUGUUAUUAUUGUUCAGGUCGAAAGUACACAUCGUCUUAAUUUUCAUGGGGGUCGUUCUCAUGUAGUUAUUUUAGAUGAAUCAGCUGUUCACGUGGUUGCCAUGGAUACUUUUGCAAAUGAGUCAACUUUAGCCUUUUUAAGACAAUACUGGGGUUCAGAAGCUAUACAUAAAGGUCUUGAGAUGCUUAAAGAAGAUAGAAAACAACGCCAGGAUGACUUUGCUGAUAUUAAUGCUAUCUGA
Molecule: messenger RNA, 1170 nt
Organism: Scutellospora calospora
Lineage: Eukaryota; Fungi; Glomeromycota; Glomeromycetes; Diversisporales; Gigasporaceae
Source: the annotation of a GenBank genome assembly